UGCAAAUCCAGAGGCUGGCUGGGUCCUUCACAGGGGCUCAGCAAGUGCAUCUAGCUGAAGUCCAUGACUACUUGGUCUCUCUGAAGGUUUUCUCCUACUUUGGUUCAUGAAAGUCUGGCUGAGUCUCAUUUGUUGUGGGCAUUGGUUUUUAGGCCAGUCCUUUGGACUCGCAAUGAAGGAAUUUGCAGCUGUGCUUUAAACUUUCUUCCUUUGUUUAAAUGGCCACCUCUGGAAGGACCCCAGUGAUCUUUAUGCCCCUUGGAAGCUGGCAGAAAAUAAAUACUGUCCUUCCAAGUAUCCCUCUAAGAGCUGAGCUUCUCUCUUCUGAAUCCCAGCCAGCCAAAGUGGACUAGUGCCAGUCAGCAUGGCUUAGUCUGUGGCUAUGGGAAGCCUCCAAUGGAGAACCAGAGCUAGAUACCCAGUGCCACUGAAUGUCACUGGAAACGCUGCUGAAUGUGCUUAGGGAGAAUGUCAGAGUUGCCUCGUAAUACAUAGGAGAAAUCAGAGCUGGAAACUGUCCCAGGUAGGAGGGGAAGGAGGAGGUUGGGGAAUGGCUUCCAGGCUGGGGAAGCGGCAGGACAGGGGGGGAAGCUGAGAUUGGGAGAAAGUGGCAAGAGGGGGCACUGUUAAGAUUUGUAGAGGAGCAGAGCAGUGGGAUGAGAGCAGAGAUGCAGUCAGGUGCAAUGUGGGAUGGCUUUGAGGGGUGGAGAUGAUUUUCCAACCUAUCAAGAUAGCAGUCAGUUCUAGCUCUCCACUCUUUUGAUGCUAUUUCUUUAAGGAGACAGCCCCAUUUAGACCUGAUAAAUGUUAUUAGAGCUGUGAGGUGGGCUCACAGCAAGAGUGACCUUUUCUUCACGUAUUCACAAGAGGAGAAGCCUCUAGCCCUACAGGUCCUGAGAGAAGGCAAAACACUGCACUGACAAAAGAGCUUACAGGCGUCUGUCUUCACUGACACAACUGCAAGAUGAUAGUCAUGGUGGCACCUAUGUGUAAGGUGCCCAGGGUCUAAUUCUGGGGUAGCAGAGAGAGCUCCAUGCCCAGAAGAAGCUAAAACAUUUGUCUCACCUUUAAUCUGUUCUUCAACUACAUGAUGCAAAUGGUGUUCCCAGGGAGGGGGGUAUUGUGCCUUCUGUAUAAUAGAUUGCCAGCUCCAGGUCGUUUCCACCCCAGCAAAGGCCUCAGAGCCUUUAAUGAUGACUUCCCGUUGGCUUUUCCAGGAAGCAGUUGGGAAGAAGGAUGUUGCUGUUAGAAACAGUUGCGCUUCUGCUGCUGCUGAGCUGCCCAGGCCCUGGGAAACUCACUGAGCUAUUCAGCUGCCUUCCUGGAUGGUAAUACUCCAAAACCAGCUGCUUCAGGUACUUCCAGAGUCAGCAGAGCUGGGCAGAUGCUGAGGCCUAUUGCCAGUCUUUAAAGGAGGGUGCUCAUUUGCCCUGUCUCCAUGAGGCCAAGGACCUGCAUUACAUUGCCAAAGUUAUUUCAUACUAUCAGCAAACCCGUCCUGUGUGAAUUGGCCUGAAUGACUCUCAGAAGAACCAAGACUGGAAGUGGCUUGAUGGAAGCACAUAUAAGUCCACUUCAUGGCUUUCUGCCAGUGGCAGCCAUAGUGGAUCAUGUGCCAAGCUCUCCCAGGAUUAUGGAUUUAAGAAGUGGUCUGGUGCUGACUGCCGUGAAGCUUAUCCCUUCGUGUGCAAGUACACAGUCCUACACUGAGCAGCAGGUCCCACAGCCACCAGUCCCUGCUCCUUGUGCUAUCCUGACAGCUUCGUCACAUGGCAAAGCUUGAUCUAGUUCCUGCCAAGGAGAAACACACAACUUGUCCAUAAGCCAUGACUAUUCCCUGCAGUGAUCUCUGCUGUUCUGUCUUAGCAGGGCUGGCUUUAUUCCACUAAAUGUCUCUCUUGCUGAAUGAAUUUUGUGCUACUAAACGGCUUCAAACCAAUGGCAGUAGAAUGUGAAAUCUCAUAGUUGCAGGCUGGAGGCCGUCUCCCCCUUCCUAGUUCAGAGGUUUGUGUGAUUCACUUGGAGAUAUCUAUUAUUGUGUUAAGUAUCUCUAGCAUAAUCCUUCCCUGUGUUACCUGCCCUACAGAGAGAAAACCCUAUUUCUACCCCAUGACCUAUUGACUCUGGCCUUCCUG
Messenger RNA from Gavialis gangeticus (Gharial), 2135 nucleotides. RefSeq names its product regenerating family member 4 (gene REG4). The record is from RefSeq and is a predicted model, not a curated record. Lineage: Eukaryota; Metazoa; Chordata; Crocodylia; Gavialidae. The transcript has 6 exons.